Molecule: messenger RNA, 2073 nt
Organism: Aspergillus mulundensis
Lineage: Eukaryota; Fungi; Ascomycota; Eurotiomycetes; Eurotiales; Aspergillaceae
Product: putative meiosis protein MEI2
Exons: 13
Coding region: 1-2073 (690 amino acids)
Molecular function (GO): RNA binding
Source: RefSeq, a predicted model, not a curated record
AUGAGAGGGACUGACUCUUCUCGUGGGCUGAGCAGCCCAAGCUCUACAGACGGGGUUGCUUCUCCCAAUGGAUCACCGGAUACGAAACUCACUGCCUUCUCCCCAGAAGACGUGCGCAUCAAAGCACUUUCUGAAUCGAGUACAUGCGGUCCAUUGGAUGACUGGACGGGAUUUAAGCAGUUCUUCUCAAACGCUUCUUCGGACCCUUUUCUUGUCUCUACAAAUGUGUCCACUCGGCCACAACUCUCUCCAACCGCAGCGAGCUUUACUCCCAUUGGACUGGGGGAUUUGAUGAGUUUGAACCGCGCUCACUAUGUGAACAAGGAGCCACCCCCUAGCAGCAUCGGUCUUCUGGCAGCCAGCUCCAAUGUCGACUCCAGUGCAACAGUAGCUCCUUCUACGAGCCGCCUAGAGCGGCCCCUACCAGCAUAUGGUGCAAUUGGGAGCGAUAGAGUCCAAAAGGAUCGCACUUCUCCCGAGCCUGGCCAUGGAGACAAUGAACAGGACAAACACACUCGGGCCUUACUUAUCGAGAAUGUUCCGACUAGUCUAACUUAUAUGUCUCUGGCUGGGUUUUUCAAUCGGCGUGAAUUCACCUCUCUCAAAGGUCCCAUUCUUUCCGAGUUGAGCUCUAAAGGCAAAGUAUUUGCCUCCUUUACCGAUUGCCGCGAAGCGAAAAAGGCAGUUGAAAAAGUCCGCCUUCUUCGUCCAGAAUGGAGAGUCGUUUCGCUUACUCCCAAGGAGUACGUGCAACAUCUGGACCCGGCCCUGCUUCCUCAAACUUCCGAUUAUGAAGGACAGCUGAUUGCAACUGUCUACUACGACAGCCGAAAUCCGGGCUUAAAUCAACAUACGGUGGCUCGAUCAUUGGAAACACUCGCUAUGACGUUUGGGGAUAUCCAGAGCUUCACUCCUUUACUCUCUGGUCAAGAGAAUAUUGCCGAAUUUCACAUCGAGUACUUCAAUACCCGAGACGCUGAAAAUGUCAUGACGACCCUCAAUGGGACUUCUGUGGAUGAUUGCGUUGUUGAGGUUUCAUUCUUCAAGCCAGAUGUAGAGAGUGAAGCCUACCCUUCUCCCCAGAGCCCAUGCUCUGUAAAGAAAAGCGUACCCUGUAUGGAUACCUCUUAUCAUAAAGAUGCGCCGUGGGUCUCACCUCGGCACGACCGUGCUCCUUACAUGGAACUUAGCCCUACCGGCCGUUCCACAAUCCCAUCCGGUGAGCAUGCUGGAUUAAUGGAUUGGAUGACGAGGGCGGGGGAAAGAAUUCUACCCUCUCCACGCCGCGAGAUCACCCGCUAUCCCGAUUUACGCUUAACGAACCAAAAUGCUGUCGAUGUUGAGCGGAUUCGCCUUGGCUUGGAUGUCCGUACCACCAUAAUGCUCCGAAACAUUCCCAACAAAAUUGAUCAGACCAUGCUCAAAGCCAUCGUUGACGAGACAAGCCACGGGAAAUAUGACUUCAUGUAUCUGCGUAUUGAUUUCGCCAAUAAUUGCAACGUCGGUUAUGCUUUCAUCAACUUCGAGGAUUCUCCUGAGCUUCUAAAUCUCGCAGAGUAUAAUCUUACAAAGCUUAAGUUUGUCAAAGCGCGAGCAGGGCGCACAUGGAACUGCUUCAACAGCGACAAGGUCGCAGAAGUGUCAUACGCAACCAUCCAGGGUAAGGACUGCUUGGUUCAAAAGUUCCGCAAUAGUUCGGUGAUGCUCGAACAUCCAUCAUUUCGCCCAAAGAUUUUUCACACUGGCACUGGAUCACUUGCCGGAAAGGAGGAUCGUUUCCCUGGACCCGAUAACCCUUCGAAGAUGCGCCGCAGUAUCGAGAACGCGGAGCACGUCGGCCUCUUUGCACCACGAGUUGGGCAGCAGUAUCGAGAUGAGCAGCGCCGCCGCCGCUCUCAAUUUGAUCGAGGAACGACUGCGGCCGAACGAGAGAUAGUUUACGUUCGGACUCUCGCCCCUAGACGCCCCUUUAGUGCUGUGGGAAACGGCCUGAAAAGCGCUCCUUGCACUUACCCCGGGAUGAAAAUGUGGUAUGAUUCGCCGAUCUCCGAGCAUGGUCCUAAAACCUCCUGA